GCCUUCAUUUCUAAGAGGGUUUCAGGGGAACUGGCCUUCACCGCAAACGGCCUUAUCAUUAAAUCUGUAUGGAGCAAGUUAACUGAGUGUACCCGCUCUUUUCCCUGUCCAAAAAAGAGUUGAAAGAAACCCUAAUUUCCCUUUUAAAUUAAACUCAAAAUCCAAUGCUUUCUGCUUCCCCUCCGCUUCCACCGCCCAGCGUCUAUGGCGGUGAACCUCCUUUCGUUGAUGCAGCCACAUUCGUCACUGCGGCAAACAUCUGCGCCGCCAAAAGAGACAUUUUUAUGGCCGCUUCUCUUCACGCCGCCACUAUCAAAUCCGGUCUCCUCCACUCCAACCUCUUCGUUGCCAAUGCCUUACUCGACGCCUACGCGAAAUGCGACCAAAUGGGUUUCGCGGGUAAGCUGUUUGAUAAAAUGCCUGAUAAGGAUAUUGUAUCCUGGACGUCCCUGAUCUCUGGUCACUGCCGCAACGGCUCAGCCGUAGCUGCUCUGUCUGUUUUCUUUGAUUUGAUUUCGGACGAAUCAGCACCCGCUCCAAAUGAAUUCACCAUUGCUAGCAUUUCAAAUGCCUGUGUCUUGCUAGAGGAUGAUAGGAUGGGGAAGGCCGUGCAUGGCUAUUGUUUAAGAAGAAGGUUUUUUGAGUGCGUUUUUGUUAGCAAUUCUUUGAUUGCUAUGUAUUCAAAGUUGGGAUUUUUGGUUAGCGCAGAGAAAGUGCUUUAUGGUUUGGGGGGAAGAAAUGUGGUCUCUUGGAGUAGUAUUAUUUCAGGUUAUGUCCUCCAGAGCAUGUUUGUUAAGGCCAUAGAUAUGUUCGCAAUGAUGUUGGAAGAUGGCUUCCUUCCAAAUUUUGUGACUAUGCUGAGUAUCAUUCAGGCUUGUUCUUUGAUGAAUGAGCCUAGGUUUUUCGGUUGUGUUCAUGCUUGGAUUUCAAAAUUGGAGCUUGAAAGCAAUCAGUUUGUGAUGAAUUCUCUUGUGGUGAUGUAUUCUAAGAAUGGGCUACUUGAUGAGGGCAUUAGAAUCUUCCUUGAGCUCUGGUCUGUAAAAGGAAAUGCUUGUCUCGAUCCCGAAGCAAUGGCAGCGAUCAUUCGUGGUAGCAUGCUUUCAGAGUCUUUGCAGUUUGGUAGAACAUUCCAUGGGUUCUUGGUAAAGCAAGGCUUUUUUCCUUGCACCUUCAUCGAGAAUUCGCUGAUAGAUAUGUAUGGAAAGCUCGAACAAGUUGAUUCAGCGAAUCGGAUUUUUAGAAAAAUGACAGAGAGGGAUGUGGUAUCUUGGAACAGCAUGAUUUCAUGCUGCUUGAAGAACAACAAUUAUGUCAAGGCCUUGGAGCUUCUCACAGAAUUACACUGUUCUAAUGUCGAUGACCUUGCUCCGGACACCAUCACGAUGUUGAGUUCGAUACAAGCUUGCGCUGAACUAGCUUCAUUGCAACAUGGAGAAAUACUUCAUGGAUAUGCAAUCAAAUCAGGCUUUGAUUCUGAUGUGUUUGUAUCCAAUUCUCUCAUAGGAAUGUAUGCGACAUCUGGCAGGAUUGAUUUAUCACAGAAAGUGUUCCACAGCAUGAAUUUAAAUGAUCUCAGUACUUGGAAUGCGAUGAUUCUAGCACAUGGUAUUCACGGCGAUGGCAAGGCGGCGCUAAGCACUUUCGACAAACUUAAGAAAUGUUGCUUUCUUAAGCCUAAUGCAAUAACAUUUGUCAAUAUUAUUACAGCUUGCAGUCAUUCAGGAUUAGUGAAGGAAGGCUAUGAAUGCUUCAAGAGCAUGCAAAGGGACUAUGACAUUGAUCCUGAUAUGGAACAUUAUGCAUCAGUGGUGAACCUAUUUGCAAGAUCUGGUAGACUUGAUGAGGCAGAGAGAUUCAUUGGAGAGAUGCCCAUUCAACCAGGUUCGGCGAUUUGGGGUUCGUUGUUGGGUGCUUGUGGGGUUUAUGGAGAUGUUGAAGUUGCAGAGAGGGCAGCAGAAGUUCUAUCUGUGUUGGAGCCUGAUAGGAAUGCUUGGAAGGUGUCAUUAUCAAAUGUUUAUGCAUUGGGUGGGAGAUGGAAAGAUGCUGCAAGGGUCAGAGCAGAGAUGAAGAGGCAUGGGGAGAAGAAGAAGGCUGGGUGGAGUUCUAUUGAAGUUAAUGGUAAGGAGAGUUGCAGGUUCAUGGUGGGAGACACAAAGCACCCCGAAGCUGAUAAAAUCUAUGGUGCUUGGAAUGCACUGAAGGAGCAAAUAAAGGAUGUUGCUGAGCUAGGAAGUUAUGAUGUUGGAGCAUAUUCCGGUUGAUGUGGCCUUGAGUAAUCGACAGGGGUUCUUCCAGAAAUGAUCUCCAACAUAAGAACCCCAAAGCUGUAAACAUCACUUUUCUCAUUAAGCAUUCCAGUACUAGCAUACUCUGGUGCUACAUACCUGCAAGUAAAAGAAAAUAAACUGAACGAUUCUUUUAAUAGAGAGAAAAGAGGGAUUAGGGUUAUGGGAGUUGGACCAACCCAAAUGUACCCAUGACACGCGUUGUCACAUAACUCAUCUCUGAGCACAAGAGCUUGGCCAGCCCAAAGUCAGAGACUUUAGAGUUCCACUGCCGGUCAAGCAAUAUAUUACUAGAUUUCACAUCUCGGUGAACAACUUUCGGUUCCAGUCCCUCAUGAAGGUAAGCCAAACUGUCAACAAAUUCAGCAGUUAGUUCCUUUCGGAUAUUUAGAAUUUUGUUUAUAUCUACGAUCCUCUUUGAACAUAUUUUAUUGUUAUAUGCAUGUUUUAUAAGAACAA
Dendrobium catenatum is the source of this 2744-nucleotide messenger RNA. RefSeq names its product pentatricopeptide repeat-containing protein At3g57430, chloroplastic-like. Gene Ontology annotation, biological process: RNA modification. The transcript is spliced from 2 exons. Bases 165 to 2261 code for a protein of 698 amino acids. Lineage: Eukaryota; Viridiplantae; Streptophyta; Magnoliopsida; Asparagales; Orchidaceae. The record is from RefSeq and is a predicted model, not a curated record. Gene Ontology annotation, molecular function: RNA binding; protein binding.